Plutella xylostella (diamondback moth) is the source of this 3207-nucleotide messenger RNA. RefSeq lists its product as uncharacterized. Gene Ontology annotation, biological process: regulation of gene expression. Gene Ontology annotation, cellular component: nucleus. The record is from RefSeq and is a predicted model, not a curated record. Lineage: Eukaryota; Metazoa; Arthropoda; Insecta; Lepidoptera; Plutellidae.
UUUCUUGUUAUUAUUGAGAUCGGCUCUCAAACUCUCAAGUUCUGUUGUUGUCGCGCGGCGCUCCGUUGAUAACGCGAUGCGGCCUGCCCCGGCGCGCGCGCAAGCUUAAAGCUCGCGAAAAUCUUCACGAAAAUAAACGUUAUGGAAUGGAUAUUUUCUUAGACACCGUGCUCAGUGAUUUUUCCGUAACUGUUAUUUUUUUCUUUACUGUGUUUUUUUUUUGUAUUGUGCUGUUAGAAAAGUGAAACCGCAGGAUUGCCCUAACAUUUUUAGUGUUGCGAUAAUUUAUUUGUUGCGUUCAAGGCGUUUAAGGAAGGCUUUUACUGAAAAACGUUAACUGUUUGGAAGAUCAGAAAACGUGCGUGCGGCUGAAUAAUACGAAUGAAGAGGAUUUUUUCCUACUGAAAAAGUGCACGAUCACCGCCAAGCUGUCUACCGCAAAUGAGAUCAUCCCGAGCUUCCACAUACAAGCGCUUAUAGGUGGGUGGCGCGCGAGCCCGAUGAGCGCGUGCGCGGCGGCCGCCAUGCGCGAGAAGCACGCGGCGCCGCGCCGCCUCGCCUCCCCGCGAGCCUCGCCGCCGCCCGAGCCGCGCGACGAGCCGCUCGACCUGCGCGUCACGCACAAGCGGCCGCAGCGCCUCGAGGACGAGAACUGCAACCUCAUCACGUCCUCGCCGCCGCCGCCGCACCACCCCGCGCACCCCGCGCACCCGGCGCACCCCGCGCUGCUGCAGUUCUGCCGGCGGCUGCCGCUCGCGCUGCCCGCGCCCUUCGGCCGCUACCCGUUCCUCCCGGCGGCGGCGGCCACGCUGCUGUCGCCGGGCGCCCCCCGCGCGCCCCCCGCCGCCCCCGCCGGCGCCCCGCGCGCGCGCGACCGCUACACCUGCUCCUACUGCGGCAAGGCGUUCCCGCGCUCCGCCAACCUCACGCGCCACCUGCGCACGCACACCGGCGAGCAGCCCUACCGCUGCAAGUACUGCGAGCGCUCCUUCUCCAUCUCGUCCAACCUGCAGCGGCACGUGCGGAACAUCCACAACAAGGAGCGCCCGUUCCGCUGCCGCCACUGCGACCGCUGCUUCGGCCAGCAGACCAACCUGGACCGGCACCUGAAGAAGCACGAGGCGGAGAAUGGCGACGAGCGGCGGCGGUCCCCGGACGAGACGUACUUCGAGGAGAUCCGGUCGUUCAUGGGCCGCGUGGCGCCGGCGCGCCGCCCCGCCGCCGCCGCCGACCACACCUGACCGCCGCGCCGCCCUCCGUCUCUAUCUGGUCAAUGCAUCCAAAUGAAAAUUCGUAUAAUAAAAAUGUUGUGAAACACAGUGCUGUAGACAGAAGUUGUGGCCUGAACUUGAGAACAGAACGGUGUGUCUGUAAUGAAAAUCUUUUUACCGAUAUCGUCACAAAUGGAAUUUUUCGUGUAAUCUUGUCUUCCGUUUUCCUCGCAUCUUUCUAUACCAACCUAUAGUUAUAAAUGUUACCGUUACUGUUGUCUUAAGUUUUAUAGACUCAAAUUAUUCUGAUUAUAAACUUUCUUUUCCUCGCCUGUUCUGCACCUUGAUAAGUUCACUAUAACAAAUAAAUGAUCUGAAUAAAAUUUGCAUCCGUAAGUAAUUAUAUUUUAAGGUAAAGUGAUAAAGAGUAUAUUGUAUUUUUUUGUAAAUAUUAAGUAAGGAUUAAGAAGAUUGCGUUUUGUUCCGAAUUUUGACUACCGAUAGAAGAUAAUGUAAAGAUACUAGAGUUCCAUCUUAAAAGGUGGCGAUAAGUAAAAUAUAUCAUUAGAGUGUUUGCUAUAAUAAAUUUAAUGUUAAUGAAUAAUUGUAUUAUCUUCUUAAUUGUUUUAAACAUUUCGCUUUAGUAGUUAUUAAAUAUUUUAGUAUUAUUAGUCUGAAAAGAAACGCCGGUUACCAAUAUAUGAAUAUGCAUAAUUUGUUGAUUAUUGAAAAUAUAAUAGAUAUAUUUUUUUGUAAAUUAUUAGUAAACUUUAAAAUUUGAAAUAUCCGGAUUAUAUUAGUCGUUGAUAACUUAUUAGGAGCUUUCAAACUGAAGUUUAAUACAUGUUAUAGCAGCAACAGCUACGUGAUUAUGUAAGAAACUCAUCGUAGGCUCAUCGUUGAAUCUCAUAAAUGUCAGUUUUCAAAUAAAAUAUAUGGAUAACUCAUGAUUUUACAUUCGUCGAUGAGGAUAUGAUGUUUUUUACAGAAUCACAUUGCAGUUAGUUAUCUAUUUAUAAUCAAAUAGAUUUUAUAUUUUGUAAAUGAUUAUCCCGGAACUCUUUCAAAUGUGAUUGUAACGUUCAAAGCUCCAAUUGUUAAGUUUAUGUACAAAACACAAAUAAUUAUAAUUAAUCUAUUUUCACAUGAUUAUGAUACCACACUAUCAUUUGUCUUCCAAAAUGGUGUUCAAAAUUAGGUUUUAAACUGUGAUUUAUUUAUAUUCUAGCUUCAACUGUUUAUGUUUAAUUCGAUUCAAUCUAAACUACAAUAAAUCACAAAAGUUUCUUUCAAAGAAUGUAUUUUAAAACGUUCCUUUAAGUAUAGAUAGAUCUCUAAUAAUGUUAAAGUGUAAAAUGUAUGUUAAAAAUAUAGCGAAUCACAUUCAGCAAAUAUACUACAAACAUAAUUAUUAAUUAAAAUAACCUUAGAAGUACCCAUUAAAUUACAAAAAUCGUGACAUUAAAUUAUAUGACAAAAUAUGAUGUGAUGGAAUGAAUGUAUUACAAUUUAUGGAGUACAAUACGAGUAUAAUCCUAUACUUUUUACAUGUUUGAAUAUUGUGAACAUGUAUAGUGUAUACUAAGUAUCAGAAGGAAAUCUAUAUUUUAUACUUACAGAAAAAAUCUUACUUAACUCAUUUAAUGUGAAUAUUUCAAAUGAAGUUGCAAACAUUUCUAACCCAUAAAUCAAAAUUGGAAUGAAAUUUGAAUAUUUUAAUUAGGUUGGUCUUUUACUCUACAUUUUAUAUAAAUUCAAACAUAAUAAAUCAAUAUAUAGAUAUAUAUAUAAAUAAGUUGGUUAGAAAUGCAACUGAAAAGCCAUGACAUAGCUACAUACUUGUACCAAACAUUGACACUAUAAAGAAGCUAUUUAACUUUAUGUACAUUAAGAAUAGUAUUUAAAAUUGUCAUUUUAUACUUUUGAUACAACCUACCUAUAGUCGUUCAAGGGUCACCGACAGCUUGUCAAAGCCAAUUAAAUAACAUUAAUUAAA